This is a messenger RNA of Penicillium canescens, 1005 nucleotides long. RefSeq lists its product as uncharacterized. NCBI's taxonomy places the organism in Eukaryota, Fungi, Ascomycota, Eurotiomycetes, Eurotiales, Aspergillaceae. Bases 1 to 1005 code for a protein of 334 amino acids. The record is from RefSeq and is a predicted model, not a curated record. The transcript is spliced from 3 exons.
AUGGACCAGCACAAUGAAAGCCAGCCACUGCGUGAACUCAAAAUCAAAUGGCCCAAGUUUGAUGUGACUGUCACAGUGAGAAUGAAUGAAUUGAAUUCUGCAUUAGUGGACAUCCUUUGGGACACGCUUCCAUAUCGCUCUCUCCAGACGCAUGCGCUGGUCACGGGUGAUCACCUGUAUCACCUUGUUCCAGCAGAGCCAUUGCUUUACACAGCCCCUGAGCACAAGAUCCCCGACAGAACACAAGAGCCUGAUGGCACGGUGUUUCUUUCAAAGUUUCAGCAUCUAGCCAUAAAGUAUGGUCGGGUGACUGAGCACCAUCCUGCAGCACCUUGUGGAAAUGUGAUUCCUGAAGAUUUGGAGAAGCUGCGCUGGCUUGGAAACCAGCUUUGGAAAUGUCAGUUGGAGACGAAGGAACCCACUGAAGUCAUUCUUUGGGAUGCUUCAACCCCCGAGCCCGGCCCUCAAAGUCUCUCACUUCGUCUUCAGCGAACUGGGGUGACCAAAGAGGUGAAGGAUGUUGUUCGAGAGAUCCACGAAGAAAUGGAUAAGUCUUGGUCGGGAGUUUCAGACAAUAUCCAAGCGAUACAUAGUGGACGGGCUUCUUCAAACCCGGGAGCAAAGGACUCUUAUUUUGCUGCCAUGGUUUUCGCCAACAGCGAGGUUCGCACUCUGGGUUAUUACAUCUUCGACAAUAUACUCGAGAUCGCUGCCUCAUACCCUGAGUUCGACCUCAAACAUCUGGUCGCUCUAUAUAGAAAGCUAGUCUCCACUCCCGCUGAGUUUCUAGGAUACGUGGGUACGGAAUUCCUCCGCGACAGCCAUCGCAAAAUUAAUGAACUCAUCACCCUCAAUGUUGAGACAAACACCAAUCAAUCAGAUGCUCGUGAGGACUUACUUGCCAUGGUGAGUGUAUUGGCACAGUAUAUCAAUCUCCUCAAUGCCCAGAACCUGCUUAUGUUUCCCUGGAAACACACAACCGAGUACCCUAUCCCACACAAUUGA